This is a messenger RNA of Nothoprocta perdicaria, 3879 nucleotides long. It is a transcript of the gene GOLPH3, whose product is annotated as golgi phosphoprotein 3. Lineage: Eukaryota; Metazoa; Chordata; Aves; Tinamiformes; Tinamidae. The transcript has 4 exons. Gene Ontology annotation, molecular function: phosphatidylinositol-4-phosphate binding. The coding region runs from base 31 to 918 and encodes 295 amino acids. Gene Ontology annotation, biological process: Golgi vesicle budding; retrograde vesicle-mediated transport, Golgi to endoplasmic reticulum; Golgi to plasma membrane protein transport. The record is from RefSeq and is a predicted model, not a curated record. Gene Ontology annotation, cellular component: Golgi cisterna; trans-Golgi network; cytosol.
GCCGCCCGCGCCGCUGCCCCGCCGCCAGCCAUGACUUCCCUGACCCAGCGCAGCUCGGGCCUGGUGCAGCGCCGCACCGAGGCCUCCCGCAGCGCCGCCGCCGCCGACAAGGAGCGCGGCGCCGGCGGCGGCCCCGAGGACGAGGGGCGCCGCGACGAGCCGGGCGACGACGAGAAGGGCGACUCCAAGGAAACGCGGCUCACGCUCAUGGAGGAGGUGCUGCUGCUGGGCCUCAAGGACCGCGAGGGUUACACGUCCUUCUGGAACGACUGCAUCUCGUCGGGCUUGCGGGGCUGUAUGUUAAUCGAGCUGGCGCUGAGGGGGCGUCUGCAGCUGGAGGCCUGUGGAAUGAGGCGCAAGAGUCUCUUAACGAGAAAGGUGAUUUGUAAGUCAGAUGCUCCUACUGGGGAUGUUCUACUUGAUGAAGCUCUGAAACACAUAAAAGAGACCCAGCCUCCUGAAACUGUACAAAAUUGGAUUGARCUGCUCAGUGGUGAAACGUGGAACCCAUUAAAGUUGCACUACCAGCUGCGGAACGUCCGUGAGCGGUUAGCUAAGAACCUAGUGGAAAAAGGCGUCCUGACCACAGAGAAACAGAACUUCCUGCUGUUUGACAUGACCACGCACCCCCUCACCAACAACAACAUCAAGCAGCGCCUCAUCAAGAAGGUGCAGGAAGCAGUUCUCGAGAAGUGGGUGAACGACCCUCACCGCAUGGACAAGCGCUUGCUGGCGCUCGUGUACUUAGCCCACGCGUCGGAUGUGCUGGAGAACGCUUUUGCCCCGCUCCUGGAUGAGCAGUAUGAUCUCGCCACGAAGAGAGUGCGACAGCUCCUGGAUUUAGACCCUGAGGUGGAAUGUAUGAAAGCCAACACGAAUGAGGUUCUGUGGGCUGUUGUAGCAGCGUUCACGAAGUAACUGCAAUCAGACUGAAGUGUUCCCCCUUCUCACAUGUAAACCAGUUGUUUCUCUUCUAUUGACUAUUCAUGUUUUCUGUAAUUUGUACCUUCUCACAUGAUGAAUCGGCUCUUAUGUCAUGGGAAUUAAGUGGUAUAUUCCCUCCUUCUCUGUGUAUCUGUAUGCAGGAUUCUGCUGGUACAAGAGACCUUCCUGUUUAAAAGCAACAGAAAAAGGUUUUACUGCCAUAUUGGCAUUUCACUUCAAUUGCAGUUAUCUGGAAUACUUGGUUUAAUCUAUUUUUCAUGUUUUUGUUGUUGCAGUGGUUUAAGCACCUCGAGGAGGAAGCGUGCAGGCAGUUGGAUCACUAGUCUUAGCUGGCACAGCGUGCACAUGCGUCGAUAGGUCUGCAGUGCAAGUCAUGGCAGUCCAGAAAAGGGCCUUCUUGCAUCACCAAAGCUCCACAUUGCAGGACACGGUGCACAGGCAAAGUUUCAGUUAUACUUAACGAAAUUACUUUGAAAGCAGACAUGCCAUUAAGCAGCUUUGUCAAUAGUUCUUGUUAAAAGCCCCGUGGAUUUCACUUUUAUGUGUAAAUCUCUUGUGUACUUACGCUUUCAUUAGAACUAUAACUGAGUCAUAAGGCUAGUGUAGAGAGGUCCAGUUGUUUCAUAAAACACUUUUGGGAUGGGAUACAUUCCAUUAUGUUGUAUAUAUAGUUCAAAAUGUAUAUUAACAACCUCCCCCAUCUUAGUAUUUUGCAAGAUUUACUUAGUUGUACACCUGGUGCCCCUUUACUUGCUCUCAGUCGUCACCAUUUGGUGGAAGGAAAGGCCUCUCCUAAAGAGCCUCUGUGUGAAAGCUGUUUAUUUCUACAGCCUUUGCCAUCCGGGUACUCUCAGUCUAUGCAUUGCCUUUGAUAAUUAGUGUCUGGAAAGAGACCACUUUCUAUCAUCGUUUGUAAUUUUUCUUUUUCUCCCGUAUGGAAGAGGCUUGUUGUGACCAGUACAGUUCUUGAGUGCAGUUUUUAAUUUUGUUUGUACACGAGUCCAUGUUUGUCUCCUAAAUGUCAUCAUCUGUUUUACUCUUUAAGAACAAAAAGUCAGUCCUAGCCGGUGUUGCAUGUAAAUGGUUAGCAAGUAAUGACUGCAGUUCAGGUGAUUUAAGAUUUCUGUAACGGGACGCUCUACUAUAUUUUAAUUUUUUAUAUACAAUUAUGCUGAUUAGCACACUAUUGUAAAAAAUAUAUAUAUAUAAAAACUUUGGCUUUUUAAAAUUUAUCGCCUCUUUACCACUGCUUGUUAUUAUCUCCCAUUUGUUUCACAGUGUAAAUAUUACGCAUUGAACAAAUUAAGCAUUGAUUUAUCUUCUUUUUUUUUCUCUUUUUUCCUCAUGACAAUGCAGAUUUAUAGUGGGGCUUACAGGUGUCUAGAAACUUCUUUUUGGUUACUGUUCAAAGCAAGAAUACUUAGAUGGUGUAUAACUGUAGAGUUGAAAUUUAAGGGAUCCCCUAAUCUGUAUACUAGCUUUUUACCUACAGUAAAUAAACUAUGAUCUUGAAAGUGCCUGAAACAGAGCAAGCAUGUCAUUUUUAUUUUGGGUUGCUAAUUAGCAAGGUUUUAUCGCUUCAGGGAAAGCUUUAGUUAAUACCCUUCUUAUCAGAAAGGGAAGGGAGAUGAAGCCGACCUCCUCGGGUGUCACUCGGAUGAGCAGGAUUCCUGCCAGGACAGAGCCAGUUACUUUAGGAGCUGGUGGCUGCCAGGGCGAGACCUUCACCCGGAGCCCAGCUCAGCUCUGUCCAGACUUCCACCUCAUGUAAAAGYAUCCAGAUGCCCAAGUAGCUGACCUUAAAAUGCAACUUGACUUCAUCACACAUCUAUAACCUUUUUUUUAUCGAAGGUUUUUAAGCUACGGUCCUUAACAUUUAACACCAUGCUGUUCUUUCAGUUCUUAAAUGCUGUUUCUUUAGUGAAAGAGAAAUUAAAGGUAUAUUGCAAAGUAUUUCCAAUCUGGUUUACAAAUGAAAAGUUAAGCAGUGUUUUCUCAGUUGUAAGAUGCUGUGUUGAAAACUUUGAGGAGCUUGGGCAUGAACAUUGGACAUUUCUUCAAAACUCUCCCAAAACAUGAUCGCUUUAAGCAUUGAGGGGGAGUGGAAGUUGCUGUGCUGCUCUUGCAUUUCACGGGUUGCAGAAUAUUCUCUGUGCCUGGCAGAUUAAAUGAACUCGUUGCUUUUGUUGCCUCUCACUCUCUCCCUUGCUUUUUUUUCCCAUUUUCCGUAGCUCUUUGAGCGGGAGRAAAGUAACGGAUCCCGGUGUGCGAUGGGGAGCGGUGGGUGGAUCCUGCGGUUCAGAGCCAGCGGCCUGGACAGGCGCCUGGGGACAUCGGGACUCCCUCCUUGUGCCUGGGGGAAAGGGAAGCCCCGCAGGCGCCGCCGCACGGGCGCUGACCCCGGGGCUGUAGGAGGGCCAGCAGACACCCUUGCCCUCCUCGCUGGCCGUUCCUGCAGUGGAGGAGGUUUGGAAAGGUUCRACACGGGAGGCUGCUCAGUUGUGCCAGGGCUGCUCUACCCUCAUCCAUCACCUGCCAGCGGCCCGGCUGGAGGCGCCUCUGGGUGCUCCGGAGGCACCUCUGGGCGCUCCGAGUCCUCAGCCGUCGCUCCCUGCGGCAGCAGCCCAGGCGAGGGCUGCUCUCCAUACCCUGAGCUCAGACUGUGUCUCGAAGAAAAAUAGACACUAUUUCAGGGAUUUUUUUUCUUUUAAACCAAAAUUUCCACUUUAGUCAAAACAGGAUUCAAAACAUAAAUCCAUUUUUCCCCCCCAAAAUUUUACACUCAUUGAGAUUUUUAUCCUCCUGUCUGGUGCUUGUGAAAUGACAUUACAGUGCUCCUAUCCAAGAUACUGGUAAAAUCUGUGUGCCAUGCAUGAUGCUUUUGAGAUCUGCAUAUGCUCCCAGGUGAAAAUGGCAUAAAUUGGCUCUGAAGGA